GUCGUGUCGUCCUCAGCUGUGCGAGCUUGACGCCCCGUGGAUCGUGCUGCAAUCUCAUCUUGAAAGGAGAGGUGAAGAGUCACACGUUUGGCGAAGAUGUCUGUGGCCGGGCUGAAGAAACAGUUCCACAAAGCCAGUCAGCUACUCAGUGAAAAGAUCAGUGGGGCAGAGGGGACAAAGCUGGAUGAAGACUUCAUGGAGAUGGAGAGGAAAAUUGAUGUGACCAACAAGUCAGUGUUUGACCUCUUGGCUAAAACAACAGAAUAUCUCCAGCCUAACCCAGCCUCUCGAGCUAAACUGAACAUGCUGAACACAGUGUCUAAGAUCCGUGGGCAGGUGAAGACCACUGGCUACCCUCAGACUGAAGGUCUGCUGGGAGAUUGCAUGCUGCGCUACGGCUAUGAACUGGGAGAAGACUCUGUGUUUGGCACUGCUCUGGUGGAUAUGGGUGAGGCCAUGAGGCAGAUGGCCGAUGUGAAGGACUCCCUGGACAUAAGCGUCAAACAAAACUUUAUAGAUCCCCUGCAGAGUCUACAGGACAAGGAUCUGAAAGAGAUAACGCACCACCUGAAGAAGCUGGAAGGACGUCGAUUAGACUUUGAUUAUAAGAAGAAGCGCCAAGGCAAAAUCCCAGACGAGGAGGUCCAGCAGGCUGUGGAGAAGUUUGAGGAAAGCAAAGAGCUGGCUGAGAGGAGCAUGUUCAACUUCCUGGAGAAUGACGUGGAGCAGGUGAGCCAGCUGUUUGCACUGGUAGAGGCGUCUCUGGAGUACCACCGGCAGUCCCAUGAAAUCCUGGAGGAGCUCAGCGGAAAGCUGCAGAAGAGGAUAUCCACAGCUAGCAGCCGGCCGAAGAGAGAGUUCAGACCAAAGUCCAUCAGGAGCACCAUCGACACCCUGGACGACAGCCAGCACAACGGCCUGUCCUACAGCUCCUCAGUCAAAUCAGAUAUGCAGAUGAACCACACAGUCAAUGGGAAAACUGAUCAUAUACCCUCUGUCCCACUGUCAUGGCCUGAGAGCCCCACUACCAAUGGCAAUAUUGACGAGUCAGAAGUGUUGGACCAGCCCUGCUGUCGCUCCCUCUAUGAUUUUGAGCCAGAGAAUGAGGGUGAGCUCGGCUUCAAACUGGGCGACAUUAUCAUCCUCACCAACCAGAUAGAUGAAAACUGGUAUGAGGGCAUGAUCAACGGGGAGUCUGGCUUCUUUCCCAUCAGCUAUGUGGAGGUCAUUGUGCCCCUGCCUCAGUGAAGACCAAAACCCAGGGUCCUCUACAGAUGCCCAACUGCCUCAUCACAUGCAGCCUCUGUCCUCAGCUGGACUCAGGCUGGAAAAAUGCACAGCACCGGAUCAGCCCAAGGCUGACAAACAAAUUCUGUGUUCUGUUUUUCCAACCAAGCUAGACAGGUAGUCAUUUUGUUCCAAGCUGAGUUGAGAUCAAGUGUCGAUGGUUGCAUUGUUUUGUCUAUUGAUAUUUAUGAACAGAAGCCAACUGAAACCCUAGCCAUUAACGUGGACGCUUUGCCUGAUGGGACCCUUUGUGUCCUCUGGCUCUGACUAAAGUGGAAAUGUCAAGCUGUGGAAUGCAACCCGGCCGUCCUUCAUAUGAAGUUGCUCACAGUUUAUCCUCAGAGAAGUUGUUCGUUGAACUUUCUGUUGGCUUUGGCUUUACUGUUACUGCAUUGCAUCAUGCCUGCCACGCAGACAUGACUCAGCUGCUCAAGAAAUACAAUUUCAUUGAGUCAUUCCAUGUUUAAAAGAUCAGCCAGGUCUUUAAACUGUUGGUUCACCCAAAGUGCACAGUGUCCAUUUACAAAGAUACACACUUACUGGUCCAAAUAAGUCCCAUCCUUAACUGGUCCCAGCUUUAAUCAAUGCUUAAUUAAUGUCAAGUUUGAGGCUCACGCAACUGAACUGAAACAGUUUACAAAUAUUCAGUAAGGAUUCCCUUGAAAAGGUUUGGGAAGUUCUGAAGCUCUGAAAAACUAGAUGUGCAGAAACCCCCCCAGUGUGGGCGCCACAGUCCUGUGUUCUACCAAUGCUAUCUUUAAUAUAUUAAAACAGUACAUGUUCUGUUCUUAUCCAAAUACAAGCCCUGCUCUUUACCAACUGUGAUGCCUUGUGGAGCUUUCAGUCUACUAUAGACAGCUGGGGUAGGCCCCAGCCCCCCACGACUCGUCUAGAGGACGAGCUGUUAGAAGAUGAGACAAGUCUACUAUGAUUUAAUUCUUGUUGACAUAACUGUUUUCAUAAUUGUAAUAUUGCAUUGAGACUAAGACCAUGGUGACACUGUUUUAAGGAGCUUUUGAUGGAAACAAAAAAACUCAAGCAGCCAGACAUUAAGACGGGCUUGAAAUCUGUGCUGACUUUAAUUAUUUAUCAUGAAUACGUCGGUUGUUUCCUGCAGAUAUAAUGUUCUGCAGUCAUCCACAGUUACUCUCAUUUUGGUUGUAAAGCCUUCAGACUGACUGUUUCUUUUCAGUCAUAGCUCUCUUGUUGCUUUUCCAUCAGCAGCUCUGAGAAGCCCCCUGUGUCCUCUCCGCCCAGCACCAAACAACUCACAGACACUGUUAAUCUAAGGAGUAAAUAUCAGACUUCUUUUACUGAGGAGUUCAUGGAGAAGGAAACCAAGAUAAAACGAAUUAGUGUGUGAAGACUGGAAAACUUGUGUAAUGUAGUUUAUUCAGGAUAUAAAUUAUUUGCAAAUCAUCAUGUUAAACAGCUUCCCAACUUUUUUGGGAAUGUGCUCGUUGUCCAUAAUGUUCUAUGAAAUGUUUAUGAAGUUCAAUCUUCCCCUGGUGCCCAUGUGAAACGGAUUAAUGCCACUUUAAAUGAAGCUCUGGAUCAGCCAAUCAUAUCUGGGAGAGAAAAGAAAGAAACAACUGAGACCUGCUUUGACCAACUUUACUCACGCCACGAUUGUGCACUGAAAGAUCAUUGACAUUUCACACAAACUCAUCAUCAGAUUUACCUCCAAACAACAUAGUUUGAAAACCAUAAUCAUGGUUUAAAAUGUGAAAUCAAAUACUUGGUCAGUGUUGGCUUUAGUGUGAUGCCACUGUUUCCAUUCCAUAGCUAUUUAUUUUAAAUGUGUUUUUACUGUUUUGUGAAUGUGUCACCUCUUGGACAGUCAGAGUCACCAAUGCUUGAAAGCUUCCACUGGGACCACGGUCGACGGGACUCUGAUGGCCAGCCUCGUGUUGUACCUCUGUACCUUUCUGUUCGUGUGUCUUUUCUAAAUGUUUCCUGUUGGCUGCUGUUCUCUGCGCUCCAGAACGCACUGUGCAGCGUUUCUUUGAGGAACCGUGAAUGUCCCUCUCUCUCUGUUUACACGCUCUGACCUGUUGUGACAUUGCGUAAGCAUAGGAACGGUCGUCUUUCAGCCACAUGAAAGUGCUUUUGAUAUGUUGUCUGUAUUGCACAAGCUUUAGAAACUAUCUACCUACUAUAUGUUUAUGGACAUGCACCUUUUGGUUUGGUAAUGUUUUGCUUUUCCACAUUUCCAGUGCUGCACUUUGUGUUUUUCAAAACGGGGUUAGAAUCACUACAUAUCAGAUAUAAAGGAUAUGUGUGAUGUUAAAACUGUAGAAACUAGAUGUACAUAUUUAAUGACGCCACGAUAUCGAUUAUUGUAAUCUAGGAAAGAAAUGUUGUAUCGCAACUUACAUGAGAAGUAGACAGACUUUGUGGAAGUAGACAGUUUGUUACCUUGUGAAAGUCGUAUUGCAGUCUCUUCCAACUAGAGAUAAGCCAUAGACUGAGGGAAGGCCUGCAAUUACUGUGACCACGUUCAUUUCAGAUGUCCCAUUGUGGUAUGAGCUGGUAAAACACCUCAGUAUCUUAAUAACCAGCAGCCAUCUCUUCUUCUUCUGUUGGGAAGUCUGCAUUCACCUCGACUGAAACCUACUUCUAAUCGUCACUUCACUGUUUUAUAUUUGUUUAUUUUUUUUAGUAAGAAAAAUUGUGCUUUUUGCUCUUAUUAUUUGUUGCGGCAAAUUCAAAACUGGUCUUGAAAUACAAACAAGAACAACAGUCGUGUCACACUUACAACUCACAAGCAGUUUCUCUCUGAAUGCGUAGUUUUGAUUCACUUCUGCUGCCAUGCGGGUUGAGGAGAUGUAAUCACCUGGUUCAUUUAUCAUAAAAAAUAAUUAUCAGAAAAAAAUUAACUGUGUAAAAGUCAUGAUUAAAAAUAGUUGACUUGGCGCAUUUCAGUAGCAAAUCUUAAAUUGAAUCAUACCAAAAAGAGAAAACAUGAUUUCUGAGAAACCAAACAGGAAUAAUUCAGAUGUAGAGGGUAUUUUUUUUAACUGAAAUGGGACCUGAACACAGGAAAACACUUCUGCCAUUACAGGCCCCUCAUACUUUCAACCACUAUAGUCCUUUCCUGAUGUUAGGUUGUGUUCUGGAUGUUUACUAUUAUUGUUAUUAAUACAGUGAACGGGAUUGUCUUUUAGCAAAGUGAAAUCUUUGCCAUACUGUUUCCAGUGGCCACUGUUUAUAGAGAAUUUAGUUCAGUACUCACAGGUUAUCAUGGGAGGUCCGCUAAAACAAAUUUUUCUUUACAACCAAUGUGCAUUUCCUUAGUUUAGUUUUAUUAGUAAAGCAUUGCUCAUAACAUGAACAGAAGCAAAAUCUGAUUUGGCCUCAAUAUCUAUUUGAUCAAUCACAUUCUACAUUGUUUAGUUGCAUCUUUUAUUGUAUGUGGACCAACUACUUUUUCUACAAUAGAGACGAGAUAGAGACAAUGCAUUGGAUGGUUACUUUUAGCUUGUAAAAGCUUAAAUGUCCAAGAUGUUGCAUGAUGAUUUGUUUUUCUAAAGAUCAUUAUAGAUUGGAUUCUGGGGAGGCCUUAGCACAGGUAGCUAUCAGCUGUCAGCAUCACUGUAUCUUACAGAAUGGAAAGUCCCUGCAUUCAUUCACAUAUUUUUUUUGUUUUUUAAUUUUUUUCUGCUGAACAUUUGGUUUUAUAGAUUCUGUUAUCAUCAAACAAAAACUAUACACAUCUAUAUCAAUUUUAUGUCCUACCUGUUGGAUGUGUUUACAUAUUUAAGAUUGAAUGCAAGAUUAGUUUAAAUGUAUUUUUUAUAGGUAGCCCCACUGUAUGAAGAACUGACACUUUGAUACACUAAAAUAAAAUGUCUUAACACUGUACCUCUGUUUACCUUUCCAGUCUCCCUUCAGUAUUAAUUUAAAUGUCCACUUCUUGGCUAAACAAAGUUGCAGUUCUGUUUUAUUUUUCUCUGUAGCAUAAUUUAUGCAAAGUAUGUUUUAUAGAUGUUGUAAAUGAAUAUAUGAAUAAAUAUAUUGUGUAAAUAAAUGACCAGCGAAUAUUGA
Messenger RNA from Mugil cephalus (flathead mullet), 5334 nucleotides. It is a transcript of the gene sh3gl3a, whose product is annotated as SH3-domain GRB2-like 3a. Lineage: Eukaryota; Metazoa; Chordata; Actinopteri; Mugiliformes; Mugilidae. The record is from RefSeq and is a predicted model, not a curated record. The transcript is spliced from 12 exons. Gene Ontology annotation, cellular component: glutamatergic synapse; presynapse; cytoplasm. The coding region runs from base 97 to 1248 and encodes 383 amino acids. Gene Ontology annotation, molecular function: protein binding. Gene Ontology annotation, biological process: synaptic vesicle uncoating.